AUGCUGACUGAGGCGGGGCUGCUGAGACUCAGUAAUCACUGUGUUUUUCUAAUCCCUCUCACAGACAGCACAGAGGAUGAUUUUGAACUCUCCACUGUGUGUUAUCGGCCAGAGGGACUUGGCAAGCUUCAGGAGCAAACCAAGUUCACCAAGAAAGAGCUGCAAGUCCUCUACCGGGGAUUCAAGAAUGAGAGUCCCAGCGGUGUGGUCAAUGAGGAGUCCUUCAAGCUGAUUUAUUCCCAGUUCUUCCCCCAAGGAGAUUCAAGUACAUAUGCACACUUCCUGUUUGAAGCUUUUGACACUGACAAAAACGGAUCUAUCAGCUUUGAGGAUUUUGUCAUGGGGCUGUCCAUUAUCCUUAGAGGCACCAUUAAUGAUCGGCUGAACUGGGCUUUCAACCUCUAUGAUCUCAACAAGGACGGCUGCAUCACCAAAGAGGAGAUGAUGGCUAUAAUGAAAUCGAUCUACGACAUGAUGGGGAAAUGCACCUCCCCCUGCAUGCAGGAUGAUGCACACAGGGAACAUGUGGAGUCCUUCUUUCAGAAAAUGGACAGGAAUAACGAUGGGGUCGUGACAAUAGAAGAGUUCAUUGAGUCAUGUCAGAAGGAUGAAAACAUCAUGAGGUCUAUGCAGCUGUUUGAUAAUGUUAUCUAGAGGAGGAAGUCCUGGAGAGAGCCAGGUCCCUCCCGCGGCGCUGCCCUCCUGGGACACUCUGGGCUUUUAUUUUUUACACAAGAGCCAUUGGGAGAAGUGACAUGGGAAAAAAUAAAUAAACUAAACCCGGAACAAUGAGAAAGAAAAGGUGAUGUAUUUUUAAAAAGCGUUUUGCUGGCUGGAUUUCAGGGCCUCUCCUUUGAAAAUUUGGGACAAUUCGGGCACUGCAAGAGGCAUCAUGAAAAAUAAACAAAUCCAUGAAAUCCACAGUCUUGUUACCAUAGCACUGCAGACAGUAUUGAUUUACAAUAACUCAUUCAUUUUAUAUAGCAUGAGAUUAUCACAUCCACUCUAGCAGUCUCUUAGUAAUUGAAAAGAUACUCCAAAGCCUAUCUAAUGUACUUUGUGCAUAUAUAUAUAUAUAUAUAUAUAUAUUAUAUAUAUAUAUAUAUAUAUAUAUAUAUAUAUGGAUAGAUACCUCACCCCCACCCCUUCUAUGAUGUCAUGAUGACACAAUCAUGAGUCUAGAGUGACUGAAUGUCCCUGACUGAGACUGCUGGAGCACAAGAGCUACACUGUAUCACAGCACAGGGUAUAAGAGUGCCAAUACCCACAAUGCUCUUGAGUAAGAAUCACAGGCCGUGAAGUGGAAGCAAGAGAACUGAACCCACAGCCCAAGGGAAAUAUUUCAAGUGAAAUAUUUAUUUAUUAGUUUUGAUUAGCUGUUACCCAGAACAUGUGUUUUAUGUGUUUUGUUUUUCUCUCUGGCUUUGCUUAGUCUUUUGUUGCCUACAUUCAGCAAGAUCUUUUUUUCACAGUUGUAACGCCAGUUCUUUCAUCCCCUUUGGUGCUUUCAUCAGAACUACUAAGAAACUUGUAUUGUGGUUGUAAUGCGCACUAGGAACCAUCGGCAGAUCCAGAAUAAAAAGGGUUAACUGUCAAGUAGUGUGAAGUAUUAGAUAAGAAGAAUAUGCUUUUGAAGUGUUGAGAAAGAGCAGUGGGACACAAUCUUUCUGAAAGAUUCACAUACACAAUAAAUGCCCCGAGUUAUGUGAUAUCAUUGCACUAGUUGUGUGAUAUGAAUGUUGUGAGAUUAUUGCACUAGGUGUGUGAUGUGAAUGCACAGUUCUUUCCUCUCAUAAUAGAGAACCUGCCUCUAACUCCCCACUCAGCAGCUGUAUUGCUGUAAAGUCACAUUUAUUAUUACAUGUACUUUUAUUGUUAAACUUUUUAUGCAGGUUUUAAAGCACUGUUUUUGAAUAGAUUGAAAGAUGACAUCUCUUGUUAAAAACCAAUUAUCAAACAAACCAAAAACAAACCAAUGUUCUAAUCACAUGCCACGAUCCCCAAUGCCACGUACUGAUUCUGACAAUGUGUGUGACAGUUGGGUUCAUUAGUAGAAAUGGACUGAUUUCCUGGUUCCUGUCAGUAGGACUUGCAUGGAUCCCAUUGAGAUUAGUGUUCUAGUAGGAGCAGGAGCCUCCACAGGCUCCAAACCUUUUCAAAUAUCUUGGACUGCGAUCAGUGAUGGGGACAUGUCAUACUACAGUCCCUCUGGCAUCAAUGCCAUGUGCACACCAGAGUCGUACCAAAUCUUCCAGUAAAGACAAAUGAGAUCCUCACGGCUGUAUAUGCGCAUGCACUGUUUCUAUAGCAUUGUAAAUGAGUAGCUCACUGGAUGUUAGCGUGUCGAGUUAUCUAGUCUCUACCGGCUGCUUUGCAUUUCAAAUAUCUUUAUUUUGUACAGAGAGAAAUAAAACCACAGUUGCUAUGCACCACUGUUGCAAGUCUGUUUUUCCUCCGUGGAAUAAUCCAACAAUGCAGUUAUCUGUAAAAUCACAAUGAAAAGGAAGCAACAGUCUAAAUGCACAUAACUAGAAUGUGCUUACAUUUAGUAAGCACUUCAAAAUAUACCAACAAGCUCUAAGCACAGAGCACUCCGUCUGCAUUCACUGAUAAUAAAUCAGGACUAGACAGAACCGCACUGCACUGUAGCUGCAUAUCCAGUCCUGCAGCACCCCCUUGUGGUGGCAAAA
Polyodon spathula (Mississippi paddlefish) is the source of this 2690-nucleotide messenger RNA. Its product is annotated as Kv channel-interacting protein 2-like. Gene Ontology annotation, cellular component: voltage-gated potassium channel complex. NCBI's taxonomy places the organism in Eukaryota, Metazoa, Chordata, Actinopteri, Acipenseriformes, Polyodontidae. Gene Ontology annotation, molecular function: calcium ion binding; potassium channel regulator activity. The transcript has 8 exons. The record is from RefSeq and is a predicted model, not a curated record. The coding region runs from base 1 to 654 and encodes 217 amino acids. Gene Ontology annotation, biological process: regulation of potassium ion transmembrane transport.